UGCAAUGCAGACAUUCGACACUAGAUUUGUUUAGACAAUUUACAAGAUUGCCAGACGCUAGUGAAGUACAUUGAUUGCGGACAGUCGGAACCGAGCACCGUUACAAGAGUGGCUGUGUUAUAUUUUACGCUGUUUUAACUUUGAGUCUUUGACACGCUAGUUCAGGGUUUUGUGUUUCUUGCGUGCAUCCUACUCCCUAUUCUGUAUGUACUUUUACACUAUCGCUUUCACCCGCAGAAAGCAUGUGUGUGCUAUUCACUGAUUUUUCAAAUAUUUUCGAAAUCAUUGCAAACCUUUCCAGUUAGUACACUAAGUUUAAAACGAGUGAUUUCCGACAGGCGGAUUCAGGGUCUACUGUAUUUUAGUAACGUUCUUUUCAAAACAUAAUGUCUCAAAGCUAUAGAAGCUGUAAUUUAUAUUAUUUAUUUUGUUGAGACUAUAUUUUUGUUGCUUUAAUGAUUUAAUUUAACAUUUAUCAUGUUUUUAUUCAAAAUAUUUAAAUACAUACCAAGAUAUCACUUGACAAACAUGACAGAAGUGAUACAGAACCAUGCCCCAAAGCGACCCGGAGUGGGUCUGGGAGUGUUGGUGACUGAUUCCUCCCACCCAGGAUGUGUGCUCUUAGGAAAGAGAAAGAGUUUGGUUGGGAAAGGCCUGUAUCAGCUACCUGGAGGUCACAUUGAAUUUGGAGAAUCAUGGGAGCAGUGUGCGCAGAGAGAGGUAAUGGAGGAGGCAGGAUUACAACUAAAAAAUCUUCGUUAUGCAUAUGUAGUGAACUCAAUAAAGCUUGAAGAAGAUUAUCACUACAUCACAAUCUUCAUGCAAGGAGAAGUGGAUAAGAUCUUCCAGUCUGAGCCAGUUAACAUGGAGCCGGAGAAAAACGAGGGCUGGACAUGGAGAAUAUGGGAGGACCUUCCUCCAGAGGACCAACUUUUCAUGCCACUGGCCUGUUUAAGAGAACAGGGUUUUCAACCAUUUAAGAACAUUUGAUGUAAUCAGGAAACUGUUUAUCCUCACUCAUGUGAUGUACUAACAAUGUUUACUUUUUAACCUAAAGAAAAAUAAUAAAAUAACCGUUACAUGUAAUUACUAGUUGUGAUACUAAAAUAGCAAGAUAUCAUGUUUGCACUAGUUUUUAUUCCAAUGUAGAAAUUUUUAAUUCCCUUUGCAAUUCCUCUACCAUGCACCACACCCAUGCUGGCUGAGGAGAUCUGCAAACUACCACACACUCUCCCCAACACAUGUAAAGCCACUGCUUCUUUAUUAUGGCCAGAGCUCUAACAGUUACUGAGGAACACGCUAUGCCCUCUUGCUUUCUCUUUCUAUUGCUUUC
Molecule: messenger RNA, 1333 nt
Organism: Trichomycterus rosablanca
Lineage: Eukaryota; Metazoa; Chordata; Actinopteri; Siluriformes; Trichomycteridae
Gene: nudt15
Product: nudix (nucleoside diphosphate linked moiety X)-type motif 15
Exons: 4
Coding region: 478-990 (170 amino acids)
Biological process (GO): dGTP catabolic process
Cellular component (GO): cytosol
Molecular function (GO): 8-oxo-7,8-dihydrodeoxyguanosine triphosphate pyrophosphatase activity
Source: RefSeq, a predicted model, not a curated record